This is a messenger RNA of Ornithodoros turicata, 12505 nucleotides long. It is a transcript of the gene mGluR, whose product is annotated as metabotropic glutamate receptor-like. Gene Ontology annotation, molecular function: group II metabotropic glutamate receptor activity. The record is from RefSeq and is a predicted model, not a curated record. Gene Ontology annotation, cellular component: plasma membrane. Lineage: Eukaryota; Metazoa; Arthropoda; Arachnida; Ixodida; Argasidae. The transcript has 8 exons. The coding region runs from base 697 to 3369 and encodes 890 amino acids. Gene Ontology annotation, biological process: G protein-coupled glutamate receptor signaling pathway; regulation of synaptic transmission, glutamatergic.
GGAGCAGAUGACAUUGAGAGGCACUGGGGUAUAGUCUUGUGCGGGGCUCUCUGCGGUACGGGAGCUGUGCGCUGUUCCAGUUGGUGUGUUCCGAAACCCACGAUGGUGAAGCAAAUGCCGGUCACCCUUACCGUCCUAACUCUGAGUUGUAAUGACUUCAGUCUAUUUUGGUGCUGUGCGAUAAGGUGGCUCCACGAGUUGGCUUCGAUGUGCUGCUUUGACGUGACCGAGAGACGCCGGAGGCAUUGGAAAUUUGAAUUCAAACGCAGACUGCCAUAUCGCGAGCUGGCAUACCAACUUCACGAUGUAUGUGUACAGCCAAGUCAUUAUUAACGGCCGUAUGACAACACAACAACAACAACGGCCGUAUGAGUGGACUGUAUGGACUACUGGAUUUCAUGUUGGUGCACACAGUGUUUAAAAUGUGACAGAGGACGCAUUCAGCAUGGUUAAGAACAUCAGCCGGAGGAAGUUCCGAAAAUGACUCCGAAAUUUUGUCAACAUGGUUGUCGCACGCCUCGAUCUCACACUGGCUCUGUGGCCGCCCAAAGAAGGGACUCGUCUCCGCUGCUUAGACCGCUACCUUUCUGCAAUUCAUUAAAGGUGUGACAGAUCGGCCAGCUGGAUGUCUGCAAUAGUCCUGGGAGACGCGGUAUCUUUCUGGCUUGUGGCUAGAAAGAGGCACGGUGAGGCGCGAUGCUGAGCGUGUCCUUGGUGUGGGCCCUGCUGUGGCUGGAAGGGCUGGCCAUGAAAGCCCACGUUCCGGGAGACAUCAUCCUGGGCGGCCUGUUCCCCAUCCACGAGAAGGGCUCCAAGAGCCGCUGCGGCAAGAUCAACAAGGACCGCGGAAUCCAGAGGCUCGAGGCCAUGCUCUUUGCCAUCGACCGCAUCAACGAAGACCCUCAUCUGCUGAACGGCAUUCGCCUUGGGACCACCAUCCUGGACACCUGCUCCAGCGACAGCUACGCCCUCAACCAAUCGCUCGAGUUCAUCCGAGCCUCUAUCAACACGGUCGACGCCAACGCCUUCGAGUGCUCUGAUGGAGCCUCUCCCAAGUUGCGGUUCAGCAGCAAGGCCAUCAGCGGCGUCGUUGGUGGCUCUUACAGUGAGGUAUCUCUUCAGGUGGCAAACUUGCUCCGCCUCUUCCGCAUCCCGCAGAUCAGUCCGGCCUCGACCGGCACUUCGCUCAGUGAUAAGACGCGCUAUGACUUUUUCGCCAGGACAGUACCCCCGGACACCUUCCAAGCUGUGGCUAUGGUGGCUGUGGUGCAGAAGUUCAACUGGUCUUAUGUUUCUCUAGUGACUUCGGAAGGUCAAUACGGGGAGUCCGGAAUGAACGCUUUUCAGCGGGAGGCACGUGCUAAGAACAUCUGCAUAGCUGUUCAAGAAAAAGUUCCCCAUUCCGCCACUAAAGACACGUUCGACCAGAUAUAUGUGAACUUAAUGCAAAAGUCGAACGCCAGAGGGGUGGUGCUGUUCACUCGUGCUGAAGACUCACGUGGUAUCCUGGCGGCUGCCAAACGUUCAAACAGGAGCCAGUAUUUUUCGUGGAUCGCGAGUGAUGGGUGGGGAAAACAGGAGAAACUAGUCGAGGGGUUGGAGGAUGUAGCUGAGGGUGCAAUUACGAUAGAGCUCGAGUCGCGCUUCAUACCAGACUUCGAUGACUAUAUGAAGAACCUUACGGUAGAGGCUAACAAAAGGAACCCUUGGUUCAAGGAGUACUGGGAAGAUGUGUUUCAGUGCACAGUGCGGGAAGAAGGGGACACGUCGAACAGCUCGCUGCCGACAUGUUCCAGGAACCUACGCCUGGAUGAGUCGGUGGGCUACCUCCAGGAAAGCAAAGUGCAAUUUGUGCUAGACGCUGUGUAUGCCAUGGCGCAUGCGCUACACAGUGUGUGGGAAACGUUGUGUCAGCCUAAAGAAGAGCUUUAUUGUGAUGCCAUGCGUGAGCUGGAUGGAGGAGAACUCUACAAGGAGUAUUUACUUAACGUUACGUUUGAAGACAUGGCCGGCAGCGUGGUGCGCUUCGAUCAAAAGGGCGACGGCCUGGCACCGUAUCGCGUCUACAACUACCAGCGGCCUUGGAACAGCUCACGCUACGAAUACCGCCCGGUCGGACGUUGGCUCAUCUCGGACGAUCUUCAACUGAACCUAGACGAAGUGAUGUGGGGUCGACGCAGCAGAGAAGUGCCCAUCUCCAUCUGCAGCCACCAAUGCGGCGUCGGCGAAAUCAAGAUCGUCCAGGCUGGUGACACGUGCUGCUGGAUCUGCAACCGCUGCGAACCCUGGCAGUACGUACAGGACGAAUUCACGUGUGCCGACUGCGGGGACGGUCGAUGGCCCUACCCGCACAAACAGAGCUGCUACAACUUGACGCUUCAGUACAUGCGUUUUGACUCAUUGUUCGCCAUUGUCCCCAUGGUGAUCGCCUGCUUGGGCAUCAUCCUCACCCUGUGCGUGAUGACUAUCUUCAUCCUCCACAACGAGACGCCCAUCGUGAAGGCGUCUGGCCGGGAACUCAGUUAUCUCUUGCUGUCGGGUAUCCUCAUCUGCUACCUGAUGACUUUCGUGUUGCUGUUGAUGCCGACGCCGGCGUCGUGCGCAUCGCAGCGGUUCGGCGUCGGCCUGGGAUUCGCCAUCAUCUACAGUGCGCUGUUGACGAAGACGAACCGAAUCUCUCGCAUCUUCGACAGUGCGCGUCGUUCGGCGAGACGGCCGUCCUUCAUCAGUCCCAAGUCGCAAGUUGUGAUCUCGCUCAUGCUCAUAUCGGUGCAGGUGGUGGCAACGGUGGUGUGGUUUGUGGUGGAGCCUCCGAGUGUGCGGCGCGAACACCCGGAAGGAAAACGGAAUGAGGUGAUUCUCAAGUGCAAGAUCAAGGACUCCAGUUUCUUGGUAUCGCUCGUGUACAACAUGAUCCUCAUCUGUACGUGUACAGUGUAUGCAAUCAAGACGCGCAAGAUUCCUGAGAACUUCAACGAAUCAAAGUUUAUCGGCUUCACCAUGUACACGACGUGCAUCAUCUGGCUAGCCUUUGUGCCAAUCUACUUUGGCACGGUUAACUCCUUCCAGAUCCAGAUCACGACGCUGUGCGUUUCUAUCUCCCUGAGUGCCUAUGUGGCGUUGUUCUGCCUCUUCUCGCCGAAGAUCUACAUCAUCCUCUGCCACCCAGACAAGAACGUGCGAAAGCUAACCAUGAACAGCGCCACCUACAAAAAAGCGCCCACUAGCAGCACCUGCGGUACCUCCGCCAACCACGGCACCUGCGCCACAGGCAGCUCCGCCGAGCAGCUGAAGAUGACGAUUGCUCGACGACCCACAACAGGAAUUCCCGUAGAAGGCGAAGAGAAGGACAGUCUGGCCUCCGUCUAGUCCACGGUCAACCACUCCGCUCUCCAGAGAAACAUUUCGAAAACCAAUCUUGCACCUUCAAGCCCAAAUAUAGAAAGUUAUUUAUAAAUCUAUAUCUUGUACACGCCAUCAACGUCUUCCGUGUGCUAUCUAGGAACCAAGGCAUCGCCAGGCAACAAUGCAUACAAACGCAAGGUUGUGAACGUGGUUAGGCCUAACGAGGACGAGGAAACCUCCCAUCUAUCUGCUACAUGCAAGCCCGUUCGUUCUUAGCCUGAUAGGUUUUUGUAAAGAACACUUCGUCGAAGGCGACUCUUGAACUAUCCUGCCAUGCAGUGCUGCUGUAUGUCUUCGUUUCCCAACUCCAUGAACUGUGUUUUCGAAUGAAGCAUUGAAGAGUGGUGCAUCUUGGCUUCCGCCCGCGAACUUGCGCAACUCCCUCAUCAUUUUCAGCAUCUGGAUCACGGCACAAACAGCGCGGCCACCUCAGAUUAUGGCGCUAUCAGUCGAAAACUAUCUUAAUAACGUAAGGAACAAUCAGAGAAGUACUUUUUGUUCGGAAUAUAUUUAAUGAACAGUUCACAAACACUGAGAUAAAACGGUAGUUCUGUACAGUGCUGUAAAAGUGUUUCUGUUUUGAAUUUGGCCAUCAGAAAACAGCGGACGAAAGAGGGAUUCUCGGAAAGACUUGUUCCAGCCGCCUCUGAGCCUAGACCAGAACACAGUCGGCCUUCUUGAGCGUGUCGCUCAAACCCUUAACUAACUGUACAAACUUUCAAAGUGAAGCUGUUUGUCACUGUCCCAAGCGUCUAAGUCAACAACGACUACACCCAAGUCGCCUGCGCAUCCUCAAAAACCCUGCGCGUGCGGCGUCUGGGACGCAUACGGUCGAUUGCAUAAUGCACGACCUCGCCGCAGAACUGUAAACCAAGAUGCACCACAUACUUGAUGACUCUCUUAAACACUCCGUCUUAGCCCGGUGUAAAUCCCGUCCUUCGUUAACUGUGCGUGUUUCCCCUGCUUUGCGAAACGAAAAGCGCGUUUCCCUCAGACUCACAUUGCUGCAGCUGAAAGUAUAAUCUCUCGCGAGAUUGAGUUGGGAGUUCUCUAGUUCCUUGCCGGAAAACGUCUCUCAUGGUUCAUUCGUUUAAAGUGUAUAUCUUUCUCUCUCUCCGUGUGUGCAAUGAAUGUACAGCGUCCGUUGCCUAUGCAGAUCACUGGGGCUCAUCUGCAUACUGUGGCGGUUGUUUGCCUGGGCCAGGGCCUACUGAACUCCCUUCGCUACUCUCUCGGCGUAUACUACUCGUUUCUCGUGACGUGUAUGUGGCUACGUGUAGUUGUGAAGGAUAGCUGCUAGAUUGCCUGAUUUUCUUUGCUUUUUUUUUAUCGUGAACGCACAAUACGGGUGAUGAGCGAAAUGAUAUGAUAUCGUGAUACCAUGUCGUAGACGACAACAAAACAGGGCAAAUGCCUAAUGCCUGAAUUCAGAUUUGGUUGAUAUUAUAGUAUAUCCAGCGGCGCUCUGGUCUGGGGGUUCACGUACCAAUGCAAGCAGCACAACAUGUUGGCACAAUAUUGGACCAAUACCGGCAAUGUCGGCCCAAUAUUGGUCCAAUAUUGCCCCCGUAUUGCCAAUAUAGGUCGAAUAUUGGGCAAACAUGUUGUGCUGCUUGGGUAAUGACUACUGACUCCAGUAGCAAUGCAUUGUCCUUUGUUUUGACUGAAGAACUUCUGAAAAGUCGUGUCGUAUAAUUAAUUUGUUGACAGGAAUCUCUAGUGACAACCCAAGCAGCAUAACAUCUUGGCCCAAUAUUGGAUCAACAUUAGCAAUACCCGUCCCAAUAUUGGUCCCGUAUUGAACCAAUAUUGAGCGGGUAUUGCUAAUAUUGGUCCAAUAUUGGCGAUAUUGGCCCAAUAUUGGGCUGGCAUUGCCAAUAUUGGUCCAAUAAUGGGCAAAGAUGUUGUGCUGCUUGGGUUGUUGUCGACACGAGGUUGUGCACUCUGUUCCCGAGAACGCGUAAGUUGCACUCUCUAUAUCUUCUGCACCCUAAGUUGCAAUUUGGUUCACUGUAUAGGACUGUGCCUUUGAAAUGGCAUCAGGUUCCAAUGUUUUUUAUUGCGUUGUCACGUUCUGUUCUUUCCCGGUGAGAAAGGUUGUAUAGAAGUGAGAGUUGUAAGAGAGGUUAUAUCAAAGAUAAGUUGAAAAGGGGCAGCGUGCUUCAGUAUUGUGUGUGCGUAUGUGUGUACCACUUGGGUGAACAUGUGUUAUUUUGUAUAUUAUUGUACAUAGCGUGUGACGAACUUGUGCAGUUUUUAAUACCUCAGCAACGCCGUUUGCGUGUUCAUGGCGGGUAAUGUAUAGGAUAUGUGUACGUGUGGUGCGCGUGAUCCGUGUACUUGUGGCGGACAUGUUUAAUCAGCAAAGAACGAGGAGGAAAUGUUGGUAUAUAUCGGUCCUCCUUCUCAUAGUUGGGUAGUCGCCAGUGUUAAGCCACCGUUGUUGUAAUUAUACAUGAAAGGCGAGUGUUAUAUCUGUUAUUAACGUUGACACUCCAGUAUCCACAAAGUGUUGUUUACGUUUAACUCCGCAUGUUGUCCUCUCACUUCAGUUUUUAAUAUCUGAACAGUAGUGCGUAGGCAUUUGUACAGGGUGAACAAAUAUGUAUGCUAUGUACACACGUGUAGGGCUCACGUACUUGAUACAUACACUUUUGAGGAAGGUGGGAAACGAGGUAGCGGUGAUAUUGUAAUAUAUAUGCUGCGCAGCAACUCCGUUGUAGGGGAUAUAAGAAUCAUACUCGAUAUGGAAAAAUCCACAGUAAUCCCUUAGAUCGUUGGUCGGAGGGAUUAGAGGGACUGCUUAUCUGUAAACAUUAAUUAAAGGGGCACCAAAGUGCGAAAAAUCGUCCUCGCGGAAUGAAAGAUCUCCUCAUUGGUCUCCUCACUCGAUCGGCUCAGUCAUCGCGGGUGACUGUUUGGGGAAACCAAUAACAGGCCGCUACGCAUUGGCACGUUUCUGGAGAGGGAGAAAAGGAGGGAAAACGUAAAUUGCGUUGUGUUUUUUUUUUAUCGAUCAUGAAUCACGAACGACGUAAUGGGUGAAUCCCGUUCCUUGUGCAUUGCUAUCCAGGUACCGACAUCUUUGACACCGCGAAGAAUCGUUUUUGCACUUCAGUGCCCCUUUAAUGUACAUUGCGUGCGUUUUUAGCCGUUAAUCUGAAGAGAACAAGUGAAAAGUUCACGCGCCCGUGCCGCGCUUUCACCACCUGACUUAAAAAGCGUACAAUAUCAAUGGAUGCUGUCGCAGAGUAACUAGAGGUAUCAUUACCCAUCAUCAAAUCCAGAGAAAACGUCGAUCAUUUUGCGAACGUUGUGUUAGAGUCUGACACGCAGACCUUUUUGUUUUCGUUCAUUUUCUUAUGCCGUCGUAAUUCCACACAGACGCUGCGAAAAUACCGUAUUCGUUGAAUACUGCUCUUGCGCAGUAGGAACCCCAACUGGCAUGUUGAAAAAUGUUGUAAACGUGUGCUGACUAGAGCAAACUUGUUAUAUCCGUACUGUCCAGCUGUUGACGUACUCUACGUCGUAUACGCACGAAGGUAGAACACGUACGUGCGUAAAAUGAAGCAGACGGAGCAUUCGCGUGAACGUAAGAGAGCGCUUGUUACGAUGAAAGAUAUCGCGUGUGCAAGUAUAACAAAAGCAACCGUUCGAUAACCAUACUCAUCUACCUUAAGAAGUCUUGCCUUGCCUACUGUAAAAUGUGUUUAGCUAUGAGAAGUUCUUACGUCGAAUUCUGAAAUCAACUGGCGUAGUUGUUUUUGCGUGCAAAUCCUCCGCAAUUUAUUUGCAGUCGUUCCAAAUAAAUAAAUAAAAAAGAUGCGCGAUAAAUUAAGUUUAAUUAAAUUGCUCAACCACGUCGUUGCCGUAAUUUCGUACAAGUAUUUUGUUAACAUGAUGUGUGCUUUGAUGGAGUGUAUCAAGUUAUAAUCUUGUUUCGUUAGGCAUAAAAUUUCUUUUCUGUUGUUUCUUACUGGAUGCUAGUCGAAUUUAACAUGAGGAAGACUGACCAGCAAGCCCUAUCAAUGUUAAACCGUUAGAGUGAAAGAAAUAACGAAGUUAUAGAUGUCGAAGAGACCUCUAGAUCUGGCGUGUGCAUCCCCUGGACGUCAUUGACAUCAUUGCAUGGAACGCGCGUCAGUAUGCAUGAUCGGUGUUUAUCAGAGUGAAGUAUUAUGGAAAUCGUAAGUUGCAAUUUGAGAAAACCUGGUCUAAACAGUAAAAUAGAGCAACUGAAAGGAGAUCCUAAUGGAAACGAUACAAAUAAUAUUAUGACGUGUUUGGUUUAUAUCACUUAUAUGAAACGUGAAGGAAGGAUGCAAGUUGCCAGACAACCCAAGAAAAGGCAAGGGCUAGUGUCCAAGUUUGAAUUACAAUGUCUCAUCACCUCUUGAACGCUUAUUCUUGCUUAUAGCUCCCUAAGCAUCGCUUAUAAAGAGCACUAUUGUGCACACCUAGUAACGGACACUUAACCGCAAAGCAUAAUGGCGCAGCGUUGCACGUUCCACUAAAUAUUGCGGUGGUACAAGCGCACAUGUGCAGACGUCAUUGAAGUCAUGGAAUUGUCCCAUCUUAUGUUAUGUGUCCUAUUCUCAGGACUUCUAUAUGUUUCACGCCGAAAAAACGAGUUGACAGCGCUCGUGGUCAGUCCUUUUCUCGUCGGACACAAAAACCGUUACGUGCUUUUGAACGUGAUAUACUAUUAUAUUCUCGCGUAGAGAUUGAGUACAGAGAAGCCGUCUUAAAGGCAAGGUUUACGCGCCCCUUGAAACAUUUCGCUACGUUCCUUUUGACACUGUCAUCUCCUGGUUUAUGCGUGACGUUGGUUUAUGCGUGAGCUACCUCGUACCUGCUAAUGUACUGUAUUCUUAGAUGGCCCGAUAUGUUUCUUACUGCCAGUACCUACGUCCACACUUGCCGAGUUACCUCACGUACAGUGGCCUCUUGUAGUGGGCUGGUAACUAUAGACCUCACGCGAACGACCAUGAGGAAUGAGGGAAGUAUUAGGACGUGGUAAGGGGGCAACGCUCAAAUAUGGCAUGGGCCUCAUUCAAGCCGCAUUUUCGUAAUUCAAUAAGAAACGGAGACGCGUAUGCUUUUUGAAAUCAUGAGAUGGAGACAAAGGCAUACUAGAGAACAAAUUCCUAGAAUUCGUGAGCACCGAGCAACAUGAGAAAGGCUAGAAGAAUAUUGUAAGUGUUUAAAUUUUCCCCCAAAUUUUCUUACUUUUUACGCUGCAGUACACAGUGCAUAAUAUUUUGUAGGGUACUAGCUUUGUGAACGAUAGGCAGCGACAUUUUUUUUUUUUUUUUUAGUGGAGCGAACAAAUUGCAAGAAUUUGUGAGCACCGAGCAACAUGAGAAAGGCUUGAAGAAUAUUGUAAGUGUUUAAAUUUUCCCCAAAAUUUUAUUAUUUUUGUAUGCUGCAGUACACAGUGCAUAAUAUUUUGUAGGGUACUAGCUUUGUGAACAAUAGGCAGCGACAUUUUUUAGUAGUAGAGCGAGGUCUUCGUAUUUAUGUUCUUAUCGACGUGGCCCUCGCACCACACCCCGAGACGGUAUGCUUGUGGAAAUGCCAAACUGCCACGCUGGCCAUUCGUGAUUAUAACAUUAAUGCCUUGGCAUUCAUGAAUCAUGAUCCUGCAGUAACAGGCAUCCUUCUACCAUGUGGCCUACUCAGAGGCUUCUGUAACCUCCCGUACAUCACUGCGUGUUUGCGAGACACGAACCGAGGUCUACAUCACUGACUACACCUGUUCACUUUGGCACGGUGUGUUUCAUUUUUUUCUGGUUCUGUGACACUGAAUUUGACAGCGUAAAUAAAGGUGCGACGUUUAGCAACGCCACCUGGACUUAACAAGGCCUAAUCGACGCGUCGCAAUCACAGUCGUGCGUUCAGCGCCCGUGCCCAUGGGAACGCCCCCGUCCGCUGCAUAGCGUCAGGUUUUUAUGUUUAAAAUCGUCUGCCGCGAUUGGCUGAAGAAGGCGACGGAAAGAGGGAAAGGAAGGAGAGGAAGCAUGCAGCAGGCCUCCUUUGUCCGCGAAGGCGAUGUGAGAUGACUCGGGACAGGUUGUACUUGUGUUGUCUGUUCCUACGCCCACCUCACCCCUUCUCCCACCCAGUUUUCUUCUUCCCAUUUUUUCUUCAUGUUCUUCUGUUUUAACCUCAAUUAACGACGGUAACGUUAGGUAUCCUAUCCUGCAUAUCAGGUGCCGCAUCCGCCAGUAAGACAAGUGUGCUUGUGACGGAAGAUUGUGUGAGAGGCAAUGGUGAGAAGGGGUGCGUUUGUGAAAGGUGAAGGCCGCAAGUGAUACAAAAUUUUUUGCUUCUUGAUUCUCGUCCUGUUUGUACUCUUUUAAGACGCGAUCCGUUUGUUAUUGUAGCCGUAAAUUUCAAAUAUGCUACAUCUUGUCUAGUCAUUUUGGCGUGCUGAUAUCGGCAAAUUAUUUUCAAACUUUUAUUCCACCCGCAAAGACUGGUGGUCUCCUAGUGUUUUAUAACUCACUUUUGAUUGUGCUUUUGUUUGUUGGUUUGUUUGUUUAAUGUUAUUUAUCUUUCGAAACAAUUUGUGUGCUACAUAUCUCUAGCGGUGUUGUAUCCCUAAGAGUCGCUUGCAAUAAUGCAAUUUGUAAAUGUCACUUUGGUCCUCCGUGGUCGUCUUGCAUAUAGUUUCUACAACUUGUUUCUUUUAGAGCGUCUGUAGCGUUCUGGGUUAUCAUAGCUAGCAUUGUUGCCAGAAAGACACAUGGAGCGGGCACAGUUCUCGAAAUAACCUUAUUCGAAGUUUCUUUUCCUACUUUCGUUGUCUCUCUCUCUCUCUCUCUCUCUCUCUCUCUUCAUUCAUUUUUUACGCAUUUGGUAGCCCUCUUCUCGAGUGUAUGCAUAUAUAGGUGUCCUUCCCAAGCUCUGAUUGAUGUAUGCAGUUUACGCUUUCAUCGCAGAGGGUAGCGUUAGAUAGCGCCGCGGUAGACUGCUGUACUGCAUGAGGCACGACUCUAGAUACCAAACAAAUCGGUCAACAAACAACAAUCGGUCAAUCGGUCAACAAACCAGUCACUUCACGAAUCAUGACCAGACAAAUCUUUGUGUUCGGGUUUAGGCGAACUAUUCAUUUUGAUUAAAGUGAGUGACAUUUUUUUUUAACAGUCGAGACAACUGUGUUUACAGGCAAAUGUUUGUUCUUCUAUUUAAACGUAACGUAGUUCUCCGUGUGUCAGCAUUUGACCGCAUUUUAUUUGCAUGAAUGUAUUACUGAUCACAUUCACGACACUCACCUUUCGCUUUAUAUGGUUUACAUGAUCGGAUACUGCUACCACCCAUUAUCGCUAGCUUUAUUUAUAACGAGCAGUUCGGUGUUUUUCAAUGUUCAUGUCGCUGCACCUAUAGUUCCAACAAGUGGAGAACCUUCUAGAUGCUUCUGUGGAUAUUACCCAAAACCUAUAAUACUGAGAAUUUCUCUUUCGAGGCUCAAUGGCAAACGCAAAAACGACUACCCCAGUGGGUUCUCAAACCAACGGCACGUAAAUCUACCGCAUUACGUUUCGACGCCGAAGUAUAGCGAUAGGGCGUCCUGUCAUAAUAUAUCGCACUUAUUGUGAAGGCGUCGUCAUCACUGCCCGCAAUCACAAAUUCGUCCACUCCAUCACCCUGUCAACAACACCUGGACUCGCGUAGGUGUUGCCCGACACUGACUGGGGACCGAAAAUUAUGGUGUAGCCUGCACGAAGCGAAAAUUGGGAUGCUAACGUGGCUGUAUACGAGGACGGGGUAAAAUGACGAUUUUGUUUCAGCGGAUUUAUUUUGUGUCAAGAACGUCACUUCUAUUACAGUUGCCAUCCUUAGAGUAACGUAACUUUCAGCUCCGUCGUCUAAAGGCUCUGUCGAAGGUGUGUUUUGAUUUUUCUGUGAAAAAUAUCGAACUGUAGUGAAUGCGACAUCUACGGCUACAACGUCGGAUUUGCUGAAGCAUUACGUGUUAAAUAACAUGAGGGCUAGACGAGAAGAAAGCGUCCUCUGUGCCAUAUUUGAUGUUGUGUAAUGACCCAUCGCUUUGUAGAAGAAAUGUAUUGAACUCCGCCAGGAAACGCUGUAUAUGCAACUAUGUUAGCUGUCCAUUGUUAUAUUGCGGUGUAUUUUGCUUCUUCAUUUAUGAAUCAUGUAUGCAGAAGCGAAUUAACUGCAAGGCUUAUUAUCGUUUUUAUUCACCUCCAUAAGCGCGUAUCAGAUGUUUACAAGGCUGUAUGUUUCGAUCAGAGAACAUACACUCAGCAAAACUUGUACAUGGAACAGUAAAUCUGUGCUGCGCUAAACGGUGUGUUGUUAUGUAACAGGGUAUUUUAUUCAAUGAGUUCACAUCUGGUGGAGUGUGAUAUGUGAAGAGAAGCGAAUACACACUAUAGUUGUUAUAACUGAGUUUGAACACUUGUCGGUUGGUUGUCUUCCGGUUGUUUCCCCUGUAACAAAGCCCGUAUAUAUCCCCAAUGCAUUUAUACGUAUUGUCCGGCGCUGUUAAAAGAGAGUUGAAUGUAACUGGCCUGUCACAACGCGCUGCCCAAGUAGCAGUGUACCGCUUGUAACAACCAGGUCAACCUUAUAGGCACCUUGCUAUAUGGUGCGUUUGUAUCUACAGUGUACGAAGUUCGCGCGUUGACUUUGUUUCUACCUGGUUCCGUAAGUCUAGUCACGAGCUAAACGAAGAUGUUUAAAAGGGAAAGUUGAUGUAGACAUAUUCCUCGUGCAGUUUCAUAAUGCAGAUGUACUGAUGAACCUGCUCGGACGCAAAGUAUCGCUUCAACCUCCCUUAUCUUCUGCGUCACAAAUAGGCGGUGACGCCAGGCGAGUCUGAAGCAGAUUCUGUCAGGUGCUGUGUGUAGCUCUUAGUGUAGCUCUCCACCGGGGGAGCGAUGUCGUAGAGCAAAAUAUGUAGCAUAAUCAGAAAGUCGUAGAUGUGUAUAUGCCAACAGUGUUUCGAGCCAAAUUCUUUUCCACUUCAGCCAGGUUUCUCCCAAGAGCUUUCGUUUCUUGUUUUCAGACAUAUCGGGACAAUGUAAAACACUCUGUAGAAAAUAAAUUGUAACCCACGUUGCUGUCCCACAGU